This is a messenger RNA of Lytechinus pictus (painted urchin), 4295 nucleotides long. RefSeq lists its product as uncharacterized. The transcript has a single exon. Lineage: Eukaryota; Metazoa; Echinodermata; Echinoidea; Temnopleuroida; Toxopneustidae. The record is from RefSeq and is a predicted model, not a curated record. Bases 16 to 2601 code for a protein of 861 amino acids.
AUUUUCCCUAAAGGAAUGGCUAGGAGCAGGGCUGAAAUUCAGGCUGCUUACAGGCAAAGGAAGCGGCAAAAGAUGGGGGAAAAUGCUUACUUACAAGCGGAGAGGCAGAGGGUGAAAAAAUACUACAAACCGGUGGAUACGCUCACAAAGAAGAGGGUCCAAGAGAGAAGAACGCAAGUAAAUAGAAGAGUACGAAAGCAUAGAGAUCGAGUUCGUCGGGUAAGACAGGAAAUGGAACAAAGAAGAAACAUGAACAUAGAUGACGUCGGAUACACUGCGGAUGACGAUUCUGCUAUCUCGGACAUAUCCCCUGACAUAUCUAACCAGUUAGGCCUUACUAUCAAAAUGCCAUUCCAAAAGCCAAGAAGAAAACGAGUGAGUAGGUGUUUGAGCAAGGCUCAUAGAAACAUUGAACAGCUCACACUGAAACUACAGGCGGCAAAGAAAGACAAGACAAGACUAAAGAAAAGGUGUGAGAGGCUGCAGAAUAAAGUCAUGACUUCAAUGCCAACAAGAAAAGAAGUUAAGAAUACACCGCGAUCCCGUACAAACUCUCAGCUAGAAGAUGAAGGAAUAGAUCCAAGCCGUGUUCCUUCAAUCAGAAAACGAUUGUUAUUCUCCAAUGCAAUGAUGGAAGAGAUUCAAGGUUCUUCUAACACAAGCAGAAAGAUGUCUGAUCGCCGGAUUCUUCACCAGUUGGUAGCUGGAUCAAAGGUUCUGAAGAAAUACCGCCUAUUAAAGUUGCUCCGGACGGAAACUGGAUUGGGGAGACGUAACCUUUCGAAGGCAAACAAACAUACCAAAUCAACUCAACAAUCACGACCAACCUGGACUUCUCUCCAUCUGGAAGUAGUAGAAUUUCUGCACAGAGAUGAUGUAUCACGUAUGUGUCCGGGAAAAAAGGAUUCAAGCAAGGGCAAAGACGGAACCAAGUGUCAGAAGAGGUAUUUGACUGAUUAUCUGUCUAAUCUUCAUGAAAGGUAUCUGGCAGAGACCGAUGGGAAAAGAAAGAUAUCACUGUCAGCAUUCAACCGCGUGCGACGAACCCUAUGUCCUCACAUUAAGCCUGUCCAGUUCGCCUCGAGAGAUCUUUGCCUUUGUCAAAAGCAUCAGAAUGUUGCAUUGAAGCUCAAAGCACUACAAUCACUCGGGGGAACUGUAAAUGACAACCCAGAUGAGUUCAUUAAAGAACAUAAUGAAGCUCAGGUAGAUAUUCUCCUCAACAACUUGCAGUCAGAGCAGAUCCAAUUUGAUGAGUGGUCAAGGGUUGAGGUAGAUGGGAGAAAGAAAAUCAAAAUCAUCCGCAUAUCUCAAAGUAAACCUGACUUUAUCAAGCGCUUUCAGAAGGAGAUCCAAGAAUUCAGGCAACAUGUUGUCAGAAUCAAAAACCAAUUCAGAGCUUUGCUAGAUUGCAAGAAUUCUUUGAAGCCAGAUGAGUGCAUUAUCCAGAUGGAUUUUGCCGAAAAUUAUGUCUGUGUUCCACUUGAAGAGGUCCAAAGCGCCUACUGGUGUCAGGAUGGGGUGACACUUCACCCAAUUGUCGUGUACUUCCGCAACGACGGGAAUGAACUAGUUCAUCAAAGUUUUGCAGCUGUGUCUGAUGACAGAAAUCACAACACUUCCACAAUACUGGCAAUACUCACCAAGCUCAUGCCAAAGCUCAAAGAGCUGAUACCCCAUCUCCACAAGGUUCACUACUGGACCGACAGUCCUACAUCGCAAUAUAGGAACAAAACAAUGUUUUCGUUGGUGAGUGAGCAUGCUGAUAUCUUCGACGGCAUACAUGCUCAAUGGAACUAUUUCGAGAGUGGCCACGGGAAGGGUCCGUGCGAUGGGAUCGGGGGUACCAUCAAACGUCUUGCAGACACUGCAGUGAAGAGACGGGCAGCAGUUAUCCAAGAUGCCCACGACUUUUUCGCCUGGGCCUCACAAGAACGCCACGAAUGCUCAGGUUCAAAGAUCAACUUCUUCUUUGUAGCCAAGGGAGACUGUGCUGCAGGAAGUCUUCUCAUUGCGGAGAGGUGGUCCAGUGUGAAAACCUUUCCUGGGACAAUGCAGAUGCACGCAGUGAUUGGCCAUGACAAUGGAGUUCUUCUCAGAAAGUUGUCCUGCUACUGUCAAAGCUGCUAUGGCAGUCGUGAAGAAGGCCAAGUUGAAACGAUGUGCGAAGGGUGGAAACACAAUCGUCUCCUUUAUCGAUCGACUACCAUGUCAACAACAGGUGCUUCUGUUACACCACAGAGUCCAAGCAACACAAGCAUGUCUGAAAAUGAUGAGUCCUCACCAACAACCAACGAAGCGUCCUCGGGUACAUAUGGUGUUGACGACUGGGUUGCUGCAGUUUAUGAUAAGCAGUGGUACAUUGGCAAAGUCCUCAAAUUUGACUCUUCUGAUAUUCAUAUUGACUUCAUGGCAAAAUGUUCUGGUACCCAUACAGGGGGGAAAUACAAAUGGCCUGUAAAAAAAGAUGCAAUAUGGGUGGCAUGGGACAAAGUGUUGUGUCACAUUACACCAUGCUUUUGUGAUACUUCUCAAAGAAUUGUCACUUUAUCUCCAGAGCAGAAAGCUCUGAUCGAAGAAGCCUUCAAGGCCGUUGUCUGACUUCAUAGAUCUUUACUGGAAUGAUUCAAAAGGGGUUUUAAUUUUUAUGGGUUAAUUGAUUAAUUGAUUUCCAUAUAAAUCAUUGGCCAUAUGUUUAUUGUAAGAGCUAUAAGAAAUUAAUAUCACACAUGCAAAACUAGAGUUAGGCCUAUGUGAUUAAGUUGUAGGGAUAUCAGAUUGAUCUGCUUCCAGUCUUAGGGAAUUAAUAUUCAAGCAUAAAUAAUUGAUAUGUGAGUUAUCUUCAACUCCCUAUUAUGUUCCUCAUCAUAUCAUGGGGGGUUCAUUUCUUCUUGUUUUUCAUCUUGUGUCUACUUACUGCAAUCUCCCUUUUCCUCAUUUCAUCUCUCUCUUUCAACAUUAGGUUUUAUGGUUCAUCCACAAUUUCAAAUCUUAAAUGUUAGCUGAGUUAAAAUAAUUGUUUUACAUUGUCAGAUAUUGAAGUUAAAAUACGUUACUCUUUUUAAAAUAAUUUUAUUACUAAUUUUCGCUAUGUAAACGUAAUCAAAAUUUGCUAACAGAAAAUGGGGAAUUGAUAUAAAAGUCAUCGGGAAAAUAAAGGUAACCACGUUUUGAUGAUUGAUCAAUCACAUUUCCAUAUGUUUGACGUAUAGUUGAUCUAUAAGUGUUAUAGUUUAUUCACAAUUUCAAAUUGGUGUUAUAGUUCUUUCACACUUUCAGUAUUUCAUACCUUGGUAAAGUUCAAAAAGACAAAUUGUUAAAUUUUAAAGUUGCAAUUUCUUGGCACAUUGGUGUUAUAUUUCAUCCAAGCUAGCAGAUUUUUAAUGUUAGUUGUGGUAGGACAAUUGUUUAGCAUUGUCAGAUAUUAAAGUAACAUACGUUACUAUUUUCAAAGUAACUUUAUUUCUACUUUUCACUCGUUACAUUUAAUUAAAAUUGCAAACAGAACGAGGGAGUUGAUAUAAAUACCAUUAUCUGAAAACACAACUGACCCCGCGUUUUGAUUAUCACUCACACUUCCACACGUCUGGCACUUUACAUUUGAAUAUAAAAUGCCCAUAUUCUGAGCACCGUGUAAUCUAAAUUUCCCGUGGAUUAAAACCAUUUUGUGAUAAUAGUUGGGUCCAUUUUGUUUCAUGAUAUUAUUUGAGAAUGUAACCAAUCAACUUUCAGUUAUUUUCGUGCAUACAAUUCUAAACCUUCGUAGUUAUUUUCAGAUUUUUAGAACAUGUAAUUUACGUUACCUUUCAUGAAACCUACGUUACCAUAUUUAAUGAGACAAUUACAUAUUACAUGCUGCCCGUUCGUUGAAUUUGAUGAACAUCCUGUAAACUUAAUCUUUACAUGACUUUAUAAAUGUUUAAAUCUUACCUUUAUCUUUCAGAUUUAUUGUUCGAAGUAAAAAGAUACGAUUCGUGAUUUUGACAGUCAAAUUUCUUUAUAGAAAUUAAUGUUUUCAAACUUCAAUUCCCCUCAGUGGUUUUCGCAAUCAAACUCAAGGGAAGUAAUAGACCAUUAUCGUACAAUUUUUGGCACCAAAUUGAUUAUUUCAGAAGUGGCAAAUUAGUUCUACUCAAUAGAAAUAUAUUUCACCACGACUAUUAAAGGUGUAAUGCUCUGUAACGUAGGUUUCACACUGAAUUAUACAUGUCAUUACGAAAACGUGAAAAUUUAGUCAAUCAGCAAAAUUCAAAAGCCAAUAAUCAACGGAUAUUAACUUGACAAUACAUGCAUUC